AUGGCCAAGGACAGCAGCAGCAGCAGCCGCUCUCCUGGCACCAAGUUCGACUUGCAAGAGUACGACCUCGUCGAGCGCCAGCCCAGCGCCUACCACAUCGAUGAGCCCGACGGCAGUCUUGCCAAUGGCCAUCCCAAAGAGUAUCGCACCUACAAGAGGCGCUGGUUCGGCCUCGUCCAGCUGUCUCUCAUGAACAUUGUCGUGUCCUGGGAUUGGCUCACGUACGCCCCCGUGGCCGACGCCUCGGCAGAGUACUACGGCGUCAGCCUGGAAGCCAUCAACUGGCUCAGCAUCGCCUUCUUCCUCGCCUUUGUCGUCGUCUUCCCCUUCGCCAUCGCCAUCAUCCACCGCGGGCCCAAGCCCGCCUUUCUCGUCGCCGCCUUUCUCAUGCUCAUCGGCAACUGGAUUCGCUAUGCCGGCUCCACCAACCCCAACGGCGGCCACAUCGCCCAUGCCAUGGCGGGCGAGAUCCUCAUCGGCUUCUCCCAGCCCUUCAUCCUCGCCGCCCCCACGCGCUACUCGGACCUUUGGUUCACCGACCGCGGCCGUGUCGCUGCCACGGCCGUCACUAGUCUGGCCAACCCCCUGGGCGGUGCCCUCGGUCAGCUCAUCAACCCUCUUCUGGUCAAGAAGGCCAGCGACAUUUCCAACCUGGUCCUUUAUGUCUCCAUCAUUUCCACCGUCUGCUGCGUCCCCGCAAUCUUCGUCCCAGCCAGUCCCCCCAUUCCCGCCGGUCCGUCAUCCCAAACCCCCAAGCUCAGCCUCGGCAAAUCCCUCCGUGUAGUCGCCGGCUCCCUCGAGAUCUGGCUCAUCCUCAUCCCCUUCUUCGUCUUCGUCGGCUUCUUCAACUCCCUCUCGUCUCUCCUGAACCAGUUCCUGGUGCCCUACGGCUUCACCCCCGACGAGGCCGGCAUUGCCGGCGCCAUCCUCAUCUUCGUCGGCCUCGUCUUCGCCGCCAUCAGCUCCCCCAUCCUCGACCGUACCAAGGCUUUCCUGCCCGCUCAAAAGUCCAUGAUCCCCAUCAUCGCCGUCUGCUAUCUUGCCUUUAUCUGGAUGCCCGAGACCCGCACCGUCACCGGGCCUUACAUCGUCCUCGCCGUCCUCGGCGCCGCCAGCUUCGCAAACGUCCCCAUCGCCCUCGAGUUGCUCAUCGAGCUCAGCCACCCCCUCAGCCCGGAGGUCACAUCCACCAUUGCCUGGGCCGGCGGACAGCUCUUUGGCGCCAUCUUCGUCAUCAUCAGCACCCCCCUCACCGCCGGGCCCGACGGCGACCCGCCCAUGAACAUGAAGAAGAACCUCAUCUUCCAGGGUGCCCUGGCAAUGGUCGUUUGCCCGCUGCCGCUGUUCCUCGGCGCCUUUGGGCGCAAGGACAAGGUGCUGUUGAGGCGCAUCGAGAUGGGCGACCGGAGCGGGAAUACUCUCGCGGCAUAG
Molecule: messenger RNA, 1431 nt
Organism: Hirsutella rhossiliensis
Lineage: Eukaryota; Fungi; Ascomycota; Sordariomycetes; Hypocreales; Ophiocordycipitaceae
Product: major facilitator superfamily domain-containing protein
Exons: 3
Coding region: 1-1431 (476 amino acids)
Biological process (GO): transmembrane transport
Cellular component (GO): membrane
Molecular function (GO): transmembrane transporter activity
Source: RefSeq, a predicted model, not a curated record